Molecule: messenger RNA, 1801 nt
Organism: Pterocles gutturalis (yellow-throated sandgrouse)
Lineage: Eukaryota; Metazoa; Chordata; Aves; Pterocliformes; Pteroclidae
Product: activating signal cointegrator 1 complex subunit 3-like
Exons: 10
Cellular component (GO): nucleus
Molecular function (GO): 3'-5' DNA helicase activity; RNA binding
Source: RefSeq, a predicted model, not a curated record
AUGUACUUCAGAUGAUGGGACGUGCUGGCAGACCACAGUUUGAUGACCAAGGAAAAGCUGUAAUCCUAGUUCAUGAUAUUAAGAAAGACUUCUACAAAAAAUUCCUUUAUGAACCUUUCCCAGUGGAAUCAAGCUUGUUAGAAGUGCUGGCUGACCACCUGAAUGCUGAAAUUGCUGCUGGAACUAUUACGUCUAAGCAGGAUGCAAUGGAUUAUAUCACUUGGACUUAUUUCUUCCGUCGACUUAUAAUGAACCCAACUUACUAUAACUUGGACGACGUGAGCCAUGACAGUAUGAAUAAGUACCUCUCAAGCCUUGUUGAGAAAUCCCUCUUUGAUUUGGAAUGCUCCUACUGUAUUGAAAUUGGGGAGGAUAAUCGCAGCAUUGAACCUCUGACAUAUGGCCGCAUUGCUUCCUAUUACUAUUUGAAGCAUCCAACUAUUGGGAUGUUCAAAGAUCAGUUGAAACCUGAAAGCAACGUUGAAGAAUUGCUUUUCAUUCUGACAAAUGCUGAGGAGUACACAGAUCUGCCUGUGAGACACAAUGAAGAUCAGAUGAACAGUGAACUGGCAAAACAUCUUCCAAUUGAAGUCAAUCCCCAUUCAUUUGACAGUUCACACACAAAAACACACCUCCUGCUGCAAGCCCACUUCAGUCAUGCCAUGCUGCCUUGUCCAGAUUAUGCAACUGAUACAAAGACAGUGCUGGACCAAGCAAUUAGAAUAUGUCAGGCAAUGCUGGAUGUUGCAGCACAUCAUGGCUGGCUGGUGACUGCUCUGAAUAUAACCAAUCUGGUGCAAAUGGUGGUUCAGGGUAGAUGGAUACAUGACUCUUCCCUGCUUACUUUGCCCAAUAUAGAGCUACAACACCUUUACCUUUUUCGAAAGUGGAGCCAAGGCAAAAGGAAGAGUGCGCACGGAGGUUACCAAGGACCUAUUGAGUGUCUUCCCGAACUAAUGGCUGCCUGCGAAGGAAAAGAGAAUGUUUUUGCUUCCAUUGUGGACAGUGAAUUGCAAACAGCACACAUUUCACAGGCUUGGAAUUUCUUAUGCCGUUUGCCAAUUCUAAACGUCAGCCUGAGCAUUAAAGGCUGUUGGGAUGACUCAGUUCAGCCACAGAACGAAGUGCCUGUUCCUUCUUUGACAACUGACAUGCGAGAUGACAAAAGAUGGAUCAAAUUACAUGCUGAUCAAGAGUAUGUGCUCCAAAUAAAUCUGCAGAGACUCCAGAUGGGGUAUCAGGGAAAGCAAGACAGUAAAGCAGUGGCUCCUCGAUUCCCCAAAGUUAAAGAUGAAGGAUGGUUUUUGAUAUUGGGAGAAGUCGAUAAAAAAGAACUCAUCGCCCUGAAAAGAACUGGAUAUGUCAGAAAUCGAAAUACUGUUUCUGUUGCUUUUUAUACUCCAGAGACUCCUGGAAAGUGUAUUUACACACUCUAUCUCAUGAGCGACAGUUACCUCGGCAUGGACCAACAGUACGAUAUUUACCUGAACAUUAUACCAGCUAGUACAUCAGCACAAGCCACAACAGAGGUGUCUGAUGCUAUGAGUCACCUCGCUCUGAAGUAAGGCGAUCUGAAAAGUCCAUUCAAAAGAACUGGUCUUGCAGCUAAGACAUCUGGUCAUUCUGGACAUCCAAAAAUGUUUUUGCCUUAGUGGAACCAACUUCAAACCUCAAGACAACUAGAAAAUUGAAAGUGACUACUGUAUUGACUCUGGUAACACAGAGUUAGCCACAGUGGCCUUACUCCUUUAUGAAGAUUUGUCUUUUCUUGUUUCGUCUUUCCUCUUUCAGAAGUCAUAUU